AUGGCAACCCAAUCAAGCGUUGAGGCGAACCCUAAGUCAACUACUAUCGUAGACGCAAUUGUUACCCCGCCGCUACCAAAUUGGAAGGAGCUGCGCGACCUUCCCGCGCCUAGCGGCCCACUGCCCGAAGACGAAGAAGAUGACGAAGACGAUGCGACAAGUAAAGAGGAGACCUUGAAGCCGAAAGAAGUAAAAGAAGCCAAAGAAAGCGAGGAAGGAGACAAAAGCGAGAAGGUCUAG
Molecule: messenger RNA, 240 nt
Organism: Alternaria conjuncta
Lineage: Eukaryota; Fungi; Ascomycota; Dothideomycetes; Pleosporales; Pleosporaceae
Exons: 2
Coding region: 1-240 (79 amino acids)
Source: RefSeq, a predicted model, not a curated record